AUGAACGCUGGUGUUGGAGUAAGAGGGAAAGAUAUUGUUGUUCUUGGUGUAGAAAAGAAGUCUGUGGCAAAACUUCAGGAUGAAAGAACUGUACGGAAGAUCUGUGCUCUCGAUGACAAUGUCUGCAUGGCUUUUGCAGGGCUGACGGCUGAUGCCAGAAUAGUUAUAAACAGAGCUCGUGUGGAGUGCCAGAGCCACAGACUCACCGUGGAGGAUCCCGUCACCGUGGAGUACAUCACGCGCUACAUUGCCAGUCUGAAGCAGAGAUACACCCAAAGCAACGGUCGCAGACCUUUUGGUAUCUCUGCCCUUAUCGUGGGAUUUGACUUUGAUGGAACCCCGCGGCUGUACCAGACUGAUCCCUCUGGUACAUACCACGCGUGGAAGGCUAAUGCCAUUGGCAGAGGAGCCAAAUCCGUGCGCGAGUUUCUGGAGAAGAACUACACUGAUGAAGCCAUUGAAACAGAUGAUCUGACCAUUAAACUUGUCAUCAAGGCUCUGCUUGAGGUUGUGCAGUCUGGUGGGAAGAACAUCGAGCUGGCGGUCAUGAGGCGAGAGCAGCCGCUGAAGAUCCUAAACCCUGAAGAAAUUGAGAAGUACGUUGCUGAAAUUGAAAAAGAAAAGGAAGAAAAUGAAAAGAAAAAACAGAAGAAAACAUCAUGAUGAACGAAAUUCAACUGCUUAGCUGCUUCUUUUUAAUUGAAGUGAUGGGUUAUCUGUAUAGAGAACACGUAGGCAUUCCACUUACUCCUACUGUGCCCCUCUUGAUACCUACAAAAAACCUACUGAUUUUUUUUUUAAAGCUGUUAUUU
Molecule: messenger RNA, 812 nt
Organism: Opisthocomus hoazin
Lineage: Eukaryota; Metazoa; Chordata; Aves; Opisthocomiformes; Opisthocomidae
Source: RefSeq, a predicted model, not a curated record